Cucurbita moschata (crookneck pumpkin) is the source of this 2330-nucleotide messenger RNA. RefSeq names its product WD repeat-containing protein 26 homolog. The record is from RefSeq and is a predicted model, not a curated record. Bases 379 to 2172 code for a protein of 597 amino acids. Gene Ontology annotation, molecular function: protein binding. The transcript is spliced from 5 exons. Lineage: Eukaryota; Viridiplantae; Streptophyta; Magnoliopsida; Cucurbitales; Cucurbitaceae.
UUAUUUUGUUGGAAUUCUUCCAUUCUAUUCUUCAUUCUCACUCACUGCACAAGGAAAGCCCCCUCCCUCUUUGAGUUGGUUUCCUCCACGCAAAGCCAAACCCACUCUGUGAUUUUUCUUUUAUAUUUCUUCGCCAUCAUCUCUUUCAACUCUUCUUUAACCCAUCAUCAUCUCAUCAUCAUCUCCACCAAACCCUCAAUUUCCAAAUCCGAUUCCCCAAUUUCUUCCGAUUCUUUUUUCUCUCUUCAACCGCCGAGAACUCUUUCCGUCUUCUUGAAUUUUCUUUUUCUUUUUCGUUAAAAAGAAAUUUCUCGGUUGCUUCUUGUGCGAGAAUCUUGCUUUGGACCAUCGUUAUAUAUGGGCUGAGGUGAACUUUUCAUGGGAGGUUUAGAGGAUGAAGAACCAGCCUCCAAACGCAUGAAGAUAUUGCCGGACAAAUUGAAGGGACUAUCGAACGGUUCAUCUGUGGUCGAGCCUUCAGGGGGCUCUUCAAGAGACUUGAUGGCUCGCCCCCUACAAUCCGAAGGGGACAAUGGUGAUGUUAUUGGUUCGAAGGGAGUGAUCAAAAGAGUAGAGUUUGUGAGGCUUAUAGCCAAUGCAUUGUAUUCUCUUGGUUAUACGAAAACUGGUGCUUAUCUAGAAGAGGAGUCCGGGAUACCGCUACAUUCUCCGGUCGUAAACGUGCUUAUGCAGCAAAUCCAUGAUGGAAAAUGGGAUGAAAGUGUUGAAACUUUGCAAAAAAUUGGUCUAUCAGAUGAAAGUGUCGUCAAAGCGGCAUCUGUUUUGGUAUUAGAACAGAAGUUCUUUGAGCUUCUGGAAGGGGACAAAGUCACUGAAGCUUUACAGACGCUGAGGACUGAGAUUACUCCAUAUCACGUUAAUGAACGCAGAAUUCGUGAGCUCUCGUCCUGCUUGGUUUCUCCGUCAAUGAGGGCUCGAAUUGACUCAUCCUGCCAACAAAGUGCAAAGGCCAAGGCUCGGUCACAAUUACUGGAGGAAUUGCAGAAACUUCUUCCUGCAUCUCUUAUGAUACCGGAAAAAAGAUUGGAACAUUUAGUUGAACGUGCCCUUUUGUUGCAACGAGAUGCUUGCGCUUUCCAUAACGCCUUAAAUAAGGAGAUGUCAUUAUAUAGAGAUCAUGAUUGUGGGAAAAAUCAGAUUCCUUCUCGAACUUUACAGGUGUUACAAGAUCAUAGCGAUGAGGUUUGGUUUUUGCAAUUUUCUCACAAUGGAAAAUACUUAGCUUCGUCUUCCAGUGACCGAUCUGCAAUUAUAUGGGAGGUAGGCUUGAAUGGAAGAAUUUCUCUGAAGCACAGACUGUUAGGUCACGAGCAGCCGAUCUCUCUGGUCUCAUGGAGUCCUGAUGACAGUCAGCUACUCACAUGUGGGGUGGAGGAAGCUGUCAGGCGUUGGGAUGUCGCUUCGGGUGCGUGCCUCCAUGUUUAUGAAAAAGCUGGUCUUGGACUGGUUUCUUGUGGGUGGUUUCCCGAUGGAAAGCAUAUACUUGCUGGCGUUACCGAUAAGAGUAUCUGCAUGUGGGACUUAGAUGGGAACGAGUUGGAAGGUUGGAAAGGCCAAAGAACUCUGAAGAUCUCUGAUCUAGAAAUAACCAAUGAUGGGAAGAAAAUUAUCAGUAUCUGUAGGGAUACUGCGAUAUUGCUACUCGACAGGGAGUUAAACGUCGAUAAGUUGAUCGAAGAGGAUCAAAUAAUAACAUCUUUUCAAUUGUCGAGGGAUAAUAAGUUCUUACUUGUAAACCUUUUGAACCAAGAAAUCCAUCUGUGGAAUCUAGAAGGCGAGGUUGAGAUUGUUACAGCAUACACAGGUCACAAGCGCACCCGCUUUGUUAUUCGGUCCUGUUUCGGAGGGCUCGACCAGGCUUUUAUUGCAAGUGGUAGUGAGGACUCACUGGUAUACAUAUGGCAGAGAGGAACAGGGGAGGUUGUAGGGGCAUUGGAAGGACACUCAGGGUCGGUAAACUGCGUGAGUUGGAAUCCUGCAAAUCCUCACAUGUUGGCAUCGGCCAGUGACGACCAUACGAUUAGAAUAUGGGGCCUAAGAGGGCUGGAUUUGGAUGUUGUCAACUCCAAAAGCAAUGAACAACACAGUAGUAGUAGUAAUGGUAAUGGUAAUGGUAAUGGCGUCCAUUGUAGCAAUAGAGGAACAUCCUGAAGAAAGAAUAAUACAAAUUCACACCCAUUUGUAUCCACUAUUUCUUUCCUUUUACUGAUGCCUCUGUUAUUCUGUAAAUACUUCCUCCUUCAGCUGCUUCUUCUUUCUUGACAUUCAAAGUUGCUAUUAAUAAAAUUCUCAGUCUCCAUUUAAUUCUC